CAAGGCAAGUGAGGUGCUGCCAUCAUCCAGGCUGGACAGUUCAGUGAUUUGCCUGAGGCCCCACAGCAGGAGAACGAGAAGGCUGCCUGAUCAGAGAGUCUCUGAAGAAGAUUCUGUGGCUACAGGCUUCAGCAGAGUGUGAGGGAGACCCCAGUUAUUUCCUCAGGUGUUUCCACCAAAUCCUCCUGUCUUUCGUGGCCACCACCCCAGGCAAGGCUUGGGGCCCCCAUCUGCUGCUGGACACAGAGCCAUGAAGAAGAAGUUAGUGGUGCUGGGCCUGCUGGCCGUGGUCCUGGUGCUGGUCAUUGUCGGCCUCUGUCUCUGACUGCUCUCAGCCUCCAAGGAACCUGACAACCAUGUGUACACCAGGGCUGCCGUGGCUGCGGAUGCCAAGCAGUGCUCGGAGAUUGGGAGGAAAAGCUGAGGUCAUCAAUGCCCACGAGGUGGCCCCCAGGCUGGCCUUUGCCAGCACGUUCAACAGCUCGGAGCAGUCCCAGAAGGGAGGGCUGUCGGUGGCGGUGCCUGGGGAGAUCCGAGGCUAUGAGCUGGCACACCAGCGGCAUGGGCGGCUGCCCUGGGCUCGCCUCUUCCAGCCCAGCAUCCAGCUGGCCCGCCAGGGCUUCCCCGUGGGCAAGGGCUUGGCAGCAGCCCUGGAAAACAAGCGGACCGUCAUCGAGCAGCAGCCUGUCUUGUGGUAUGUCUGUGGGUGCGGCCCCCUGACACAGGCAGGGCAGGCACAGCCCAAGGACCUUGCAGGCCGUAGCAGCAGUGGAGCGGCCCUCUGCCUUCAGGACCCUGCGCUGAUAAUGGGAUGAGGAGAUACAGACCCUUCCCACCACGUGUGAGGACACAUUCUGAGCGUGGGGUCCCAGUGGCCACUGUGGCUGGCCAUGUGUCCUGAGUGGCAAGGGACACUAGGAGGUUCCCGGAAGGGACACUAGGAGGACGAGCGCUGAGUGACAGGGCCACCCACCCAUGACAGGCGCUGCCCCUGCUUUGUGCUGGUCUCCUGUGUGGGCAGGUGUGGGGGUUGGUCUAGCUAAGUCCACCCCACCUGCUGCCUCACAUGAGCCCCCUCUGCCCCAGUGAGGUGUUCUGCCGGGAUAGAAAUGUGCUUUGGGAGGGGGAGAGACUGACCCUGCCGCGGCUGGCUGACACCUAUAAGACGCUGGCCAUUGAGGGUGCCCAGGCCUUCUACAACGGCAGCCUCAUGGCCCAGAUUGUGAAGGACAUCCAGGAGGUUGGUGAGUGGGUAACCUCAAGGGCCUGGGUGAGGAACUCUGCAGUGGAAACCCUGAGCUGUAGCCCAGAGCCAUGGGGUCCUCCUGUCUUGCCUGAGCCUGCAGGAAGUUCCUGGUGGAGGAGGGUCAGUGACUGGCCAUGUGGGUCCACAGCUCCUGCUUAUAUCAAAACCAAGAGAGGCCACACAGUCUAGGAGAGCAAGUCCCUGUUGGGGUAAAUGCAGGUGUAGGCAAGAGCCAGGGCUAGGGAAGCACUAGAAUACAGCCUGAAGAUCCAGGAGGACUUCUUGGAGGAGGUGGUGGCUGGGCUGCAGAUAACUUCGUUAGGCAGACAGAGGAAGGGAUUCCUAGCAGAGGAACAGCUGGGCUAAGGCCCAGUGGAGGGGGCUUUGAUUCACCAAGAGGGUUACAAGGGAUGAGGGUCGCCUUGAGAGAGGCAUGGGGAAGGGGAUUUGUGGGGCAGGGGCCUGGAGCUUGGCUGUGGCUUUCUUCAGGUAAUUUUUGUCACUGUUUCAUGGAGGAGGGUGAUUAGCGUGUCGACCUUUACCACUGAGGCUGGAAAUUGGCAUGCCAAUACCCUGUCUGUCUGGAGCUGACUCCAGGAGAAUUAAGAGCCUCCCUCCCUCCCUCUAUCCAUUCAUCGUGAGGAGAAGAGGCCAAGCAGCAGGGACACCGGCAGGAAUUCGCCAGUUAGAAAAGGCCCUCUGAGCCAGGUGCGGUGGGUCUGAAAUCCCAGCACUUUGGGAGGCCGAGGCGGGUGGAUCACCUGAGGUCAGGAGUUCAAGACCAGCCUGGCCAACAUGGUGAAACCCUGUCUCUACUAAAAAUGCAAAAUUAGUCAGGCAUGGUGGGUUGUGCCUGUAAUCCCAGCUACUUGGGAGGCUGUGGCAGGAGAAUCGCUAGAACCUGGGGGGCUGAGGUUGCAGUGAGCCGAGAUUGCACCACUGCACUCCACAGAGUGAGACUCCAUCUC
This is a messenger RNA of Pan troglodytes (chimpanzee), 2214 nucleotides long. RefSeq names its product inactive glutathione hydrolase 2-like. The transcript has 5 exons. Gene Ontology annotation, biological process: regulation of immune system process; regulation of inflammatory response; glutathione catabolic process. Gene Ontology annotation, cellular component: plasma membrane. Lineage: Eukaryota; Metazoa; Chordata; Mammalia; Primates; Hominidae. The record is from RefSeq and is a predicted model, not a curated record. Bases 357 to 815 code for a protein of 152 amino acids. Gene Ontology annotation, molecular function: glutathione gamma-glutamate hydrolase.